AUGACGUACGUCUACCGCUUUGUGCCCGUCUCCCGGUGGUACCGCCUCCUGACCCCAAAGAUCAUCCUCAGUGACAGCAUCGCCGGCUUCAUCGUUGGCGUCAUGAUUGUGCCGACGUGCCUCUCGUGGUCCAGCCUGGCCGGUCUGCCGUUCUCGUGCGGUCUCAUCGCGGCCCUCGUCGCCUCCUUCUCGUACGGCACGUUUGGUCAGUGCGCGUCGCUGUCGAUCGGGCCGGUGGCGGAGAUCACGACGCUGCUCAUUUCUAUCCCGGGCAUCCCGGUCGCGGAGCGCAAGGACACAUUCCAGAGCCUCGGCUUGCAGGUGGGCAUUUUGAGCAUGGUGCUUAGCUUUGUGGACUGCGGCACUGUCAUAAAGACGAUCUUCGCCAAGGCCGUCGGCGACGGCUACACGUGCGCCGCGGCGCUGCUGGCCAUCUCGGCCCAGCUGAAGGUGAUGUUCAACGUCGUGCCAGAGGACAAGGGCUACGGCAAUUUCAUCAACACCCUCAUCACGCUCGGGACUCAGAUGUCCGCGAAAAGCCUCUACUGCUUUGUGAUCUUUAUGGUGUACUGCACAUACCUGAUCCAGAUCAAGAAAGUCGCACUGCCCCUCUGGAUCCCACACCAGCUCAUCGUCGUCGUCGUUUCCACACUUGUGACGUGGGGCUUCCGGUUGGACGAGCUCCUGGACCUGGCGAUCGUGCGCGACAUCCCGGCCGUCCUGAGCUGGCCGCGCUUUCCGCCGAUGGACAAUCUCAUCGGGCUGGGGCCGUACACGCUGACCAUCACCGUGAUCAUCUUCGUGCAGAUGUACGUGGUGGCGCAGCGGGUGAUGCCGAAUAUUGACCCUAACACGGAGCUCUUUGCUGGCGGCAUCACCAACCUGCUUGUGAACCUCAUGUCUGGCAUGCCGGUGUCGAACUCGUUUAGCUGCUCCUCUGUGCUGAUCGAGCAGAAGGUGCACACGCCGCUGACCGCUUACGCGACCGGCGCGGUCGUGCUAAUCACAAUUCUGUUCCUCACUAGGCUUGGUGUCUUCUACUACCUACCGAAGCAGGCGCUGGCCGCGAUCGUCGUCUCGAGUGUGUGGCGCCUCGUGAACUUCUCGGGGCCGGUGCAGCUGUGGCGCUACAGCCGUAAGGACGCCGGUGUGUGGGUGCUGACGUUUCUGCUGACCCUGAUCGGCGGCAUUACAAUCGGUGUGCUGAGUGGCAUUGCGUUCUCUCUCAUCUUGGUGGUGCUUCGCAUUGCCCGGCCGCGCGCGGUGAGCGUUGGAUUCAACAUGCAGACGUUCCGCUACGGAGACAUCCGCAAGGACCCGGAGCUGCUCGUGUACCCGAACAUCCUGAUGUGGCGCUUCGACGCCCCUCUGUAUUUCAUCAACAUCGGCUACUUCCAGGAGCGUCUCAUCGCUGCCAUCGCCGCGGAAGUGCGCCCCAUCGACGUUGUUAUAGUCACCUGUGGCAAAGUGGUCGACAUCGACGCGGCGGCGCUGGCGUCACUGCCUUUCAUUCUUGACUACACCUCGAAGUCUGACCCGACUCGACCACGGCGCAUCAUCCUGACGGAUAUCCACGGGCGGCUGGAGAAGGUUCUCCUCGCCUCGGCAGCCCUGCCCAUCUACGUGCCGGAGGAGUACGACCGCAUCUCGAUCGAGCAGAUCACGGCCUCUGGUAAGUUUCCUGUCGUCUUCAAGAAGCUGGAGGAGGCGAUCGCGUUUGGGCAGCGGUGCAUAUCGGAGCGCUAUGGCAACGUGGACACCGCACCGUACCCGAACGUGUCCUUCUUGACAGACGUCGUGAUGGAGGCGGCACGGCUGCCAGCAGGGGACGGCUGCGUGCCGUCAUUUCUAUCGCUGUUGGAGGCGGAGAACGCCACCCCAGCCGCAGCGGCAGCGCCGUUGAGCUCGAACUCACUGCACAUUGUGGUGACGGCGCCCGGCGAGGCAUCGCCUGAGUCUAGCCGAGCGGAGGAUGGGCGAGGCAAGGCCGCGCGCGCCGAGGCCUCCAUUUCCUCACCGCGGCUGCCACGCAACAGCGCCGCGGCCUCCGCGGACUUACCGAGGCCGAACGUGGAUGAUGACAACGACGACGGCGACGACGGCGACGAUGGAGCCCCACCACAGCAGCAGCAGGACAGCCUGGUGCGUCACCUUGCCACGCUAAAGAAGCUCUCCACAUACUCGCCCGAUCGCGAGCUUAUCGGCGUGCUGGGUGUUAUUCGUCAUGGCGAGGUGACGCCGAAGCAGAAGAAGAAGCUGCUCUUCAGCGACCCGACUCUGCUGCGGCUAGCCUUCCAAGGGCGCGACGUGCGCCGGACGAAGCGCAGCGUCGAUGAGCUGGCGGAGUUCUUCGCGGUGGUGGAGCGGCUGCUCUUGGGGACGCCAGCCUCCAAUAUGAGCUCUGCGGGGUCCGCGGACAUGCUGGAUGCUUCGUUCCUUGGCACUACCAGCCCCUUGACAGGCCGAAUCUCCGUAUCCACGGCAGAGAGCUGGGCGCGCGUCUUGUCCAUUGUCCGAAGCCGCCCGGACGGGCUCAAGAUCCAGGUCAAGGCGCGCGUGACGUCCACCUCGGGUACCGCUUCGUUUGCCGAGAGCGAGCGGACGUCCCCUCAGAGGCACGUCCACUACGGCGGUAGUGGAUGGUGGAAAGUUGGCGGCAGCGCACCGAGUCGCCAUAGCAGCGGAAGCGGUAGCGCUGACGACGACUGGGGCGAGCCGGCGGUGGGCCUUCUCGUGGUGAAAUGGGGCGGUGUACUGACCAAGUCCGGGAUCUUGCAGGCGCAUGUGAUGGGCGAGAAGUUGUUUGCACGCUUCUACGCAGCAGGGGACCUGCCACUGCGUCGCCUCGUUCAGUUCACGCGUCACCCGCUAGUGACGGCGUCCGACGAGAACCGGGUGGUGAACACGGCGCUUGUCGUGGCCAAUGCCCUCACGCAGACCUCCGGCGCCACUCUGCACCGCUGCGACAUUGUGCUCAAUGAUGGCCUCACUAAGACGCUGGGGCCAGUUGCGAAGCGUCUGCUCCAGGAGGAGUACCGAUACUUCGAGUCACUGCUACACAUCGAGUCCGCCGCAGCGGCGCGGCAUUUCUUUCACAUCCCAGGCUUCCGCCAGCUACUGUCAAUCCCGCCGCGAGAUAGCCUUCGUGGCUGGGUGGUCAGCGAGCAUGACGACGGCCAUGCCGACAGUGACGGGAACGACAACGGGACGGUGCACAUGUUCAGCCAGACGGUCAGCAAGAACUCUGCGAAUGACAAGGCACCACCGGGGAUGAGCAGUCGUCCUCUGCUGCCUUCGUGCUGCCGCAGCAAACGGAGUGCGUGUGAAGGCAAUCCGCGCAGCACUCAGUUUCGCGGCGCACAGGAUGUCACGCACGGCAGCCGUGCCUUUUUGAUGCCGGAGCAGCAGCAGCAACAGCAAAACUACAACUGUCAUCGGCAGGACCAGUUCUGCACCCCGUAUCAGGUUCUGCAGGAGCUGGAAGAGCUCAUGACGAUCUUGUCCACGCUGGAGUUUCCGCUAUACCUCGCCAAGGUGCCACUGAGCAACCACGAGACGCUGCAGGAGCUGCAGCGUCGCUACGAGGCGAUGCUGAAAAACUUUGAGGGUGCGAAGCGCCGGAUACGCAGCAGCUAUAAGCACUCCCUGCACAUGAUGAGCUCUGGCGCAUCCCAGACACCCGCCUUGCCGGGGGCGAGGGCCUUGAGGCCGGCGGGGCCAGCAGGACUCGAUGAGGACCCGGAGCAGCAGAUACUUCUGGAGGCGAUGGAAGAGACCGGUGGUUCGUCCGACGAGGACGGGUUCGAUGCACAGCUGGCGGGGGACACUGAACUGGAUCCCGACUUGCCCCCGUGGCGCGAUCCCUCAGCGGCAGGUGGAUUGCUGGCAACAGCGAAGUCGUCGUAUCUCACGAUGCCCACCUCGAGCAAUGGACGCGCAGCUGAACCCCAGCAUGGCCGGGACAAUCACAGCCGCUGCCCUGCGCCCGCGCAACAGCGAACAACGAGCGGCAGCGGCAACGGCCACCAGACGCAGCCGAGGCUGCUUCAUACGGGUUCUGGGCCUCUCCACACUCCUUCUGGGCACGACCGUGGUCGCGUGAGUAAUGGCCGUGACCCAUCAGGCGCUGCCACGUGCUUCGAUGUGAGCGACGUGUCGAAGCUGCGAGACUACGGCUCCUACGACGUGGCGUACAAUCUUCCUCUGGUGCUGCAGCUGCACGCGUCUGUGCAGGAGCCGGCGGCGGCGUUUCAGCUGCGCCGCUUUGCUCGUGCCCUGCAGCGCUUCUCUGAGAUCACCGAGUACCUGUCGCGCAUCGGCCAGAAUGUGCUGGUUGGGAUCAACAGCAGCAAGCGCUUUAUUAUCGGCUCGCUGGUCAGCGAUGGGUUGCUGCGGCGGCUGCACAGCGACUUCCAGGACUUGGCCAUUGCUGAUGAGGAGCGCGGUACGCAAGAGCUGCUGCUCAAGGCGCAGGCGCAGUACAUGGCGGAGAACGGCGGCGUCGAGCAAGAUGUGCGCUACAUGAUUAGCCUGUGCUCGCGUCUCCCGUGCUGGCAAAAGAAAAAGGGGAGUAGGGCAGACGAACACGGCGGGUCUGCCUGGAGAACCGACAUCUGGGCGCGAGAGACGCCGCAGGAGCGCGAGUUUCGGCUUCGCGUUCCCUUCAUCUCUCUCCCUAGGCAAGAGGCGCGGACGUGUGCCGCGGCAGCCGACUUCGAGAGGUGCACACGUCUGUACUUCACAUCUUAUCUCCAUGUCGAAGGCGUGCUGCAGUGCCUCUUCGAGAGCGUCACGGUCGAGGGCUUCAGCCGGCCCAGCAAAGAGGAGAUGGAGGCGACCCACCAGCUCUACAUGCGCCACCUCAUCUUCAAGAUUUUCCGUCGCCGCAACGUGAGCUACACCGACGCGGAGGUGGCGGCGGCUAUGCGUCGUCUGCACCUACUCUUCCGCUCAGAUGUAGACUACGACAAGCAGCAGCGCGAGCUGCGCCUCGGACUCGCCGCCAUCUACCACGCAAUGUACUACGUCUCGAUGGAGGUUUAUCUCUCUCUCGGAGACGCCGAUGAGGCGCAGGCGACCAUCGUAGAGGACCUCCCGCUCUUCCACCUGCGCCGCGCUGGCGACAGUGAUGAGGACGGUGACACCCCAACUGCAGCCGGCACAGCAGCCAACACAGCAGCCGGCGGCGGAAAUAGUGAGGACGGAGAAGAGCUGGUGGAGACAAUGGCGGCGACUGGCGCGCCGUCGGCGGCUGGCGGCGGCACGGGGCUAACGGCGGUAGACCCUUCGAGCCCACUUAUGCUCUCCUUCGCGCCGAGCGGUCGCACCAGCUGUGUCAGCAGCGAUCCGGCGUCGUACUUUACCGCAGCGGGCGGCAGAAACGCAGCUGCUUUUUUGGCUGCAUCUGGUGGAAAGUCCGCGGAGACGUUCGCCGGCUUCGCUCGCAGCCCCUUGUACGUGCAGCAUCUUGUCCACGUGUCCAACGAGCCGAACACGACGGCGACAUCCGUCGCGGAUGGCAGCGGCUCGGCGGCAUUGGUGACAUCGCCGCUCUCGCCCUCUGACGCACCUGGGCAGGCCGCCGCCGGCAGCGCGGCAGAGUCGGACUCUGGUGAGGACGGAACACGAAACCACAUGCACAGACGCGUCACCAACGCGUCGACGCUUGCUCUAGCACCGCCGCCACAGCGCGAGCCGAAGACGCGAUCUCGAUCCAUGACGGCGGUGCCGACAAACGCAAAGGACCCGGUCAAGGAGGCAACAGUUCUCAUGACACCAGAGGCCGGGCGUCGGACGGCCAUGGUGCAAGAGAUGAAGCACCGCGUCUCGAACGUGACACCGAUGCGGCGCAUUCACGAGGGGUUGAGCCUGAACGACUUUGUGCUCCUCAUGAAGGAGGUGGAGAGCGCCGUACGCUCACAGACAGCCUCGUCCUCCUCGGCACAUUAG
Leishmania major strain Friedlin is the source of this 5949-nucleotide messenger RNA. RefSeq names its product sulfate transporter-like protein. Gene Ontology annotation, biological process: transmembrane transport. The transcript has a single exon. The record is from RefSeq and is a predicted model, not a curated record. Gene Ontology annotation, cellular component: membrane. Lineage: Eukaryota; Euglenozoa; Kinetoplastea; Trypanosomatida; Trypanosomatidae. Bases 1 to 5949 code for a protein of 1982 amino acids.